Galeopterus variegatus (Sunda flying lemur) is the source of this 735-nucleotide messenger RNA. Its product is annotated as protein APCDD1-like. NCBI's taxonomy places the organism in Eukaryota, Metazoa, Chordata, Mammalia, Dermoptera, Cynocephalidae. Gene Ontology annotation, biological process: negative regulation of Wnt signaling pathway. The record is from RefSeq and is a predicted model, not a curated record. Gene Ontology annotation, molecular function: Wnt-protein binding. The annotation marks the transcript as partial. The transcript has 3 exons. Gene Ontology annotation, cellular component: plasma membrane.
AUGUGGAGCCCCUCACUGUCUCCAGUACUGGGGGCAGCCCGAGCCCAUACCACAGAGGCUACCAGGACAACCAGAGGUGGCCACCUGCAGUGGAAGCCCCGCUGCCAGCAGUCCUUGCCCAAUGGAGCACCUGUCACUGCAAUCCUACCUCCACACCUUGACGGGCCCUGGAUCUCCACUGGCUGCGAGGUGCGCCCAGGACCAGAGUUCCUCACCCGUUUCUACACCUUCUACCCCAACCGCCUCUUCCGAGCCUACCAAUUCUACUAUGGGGACCCUUUCUGCCAGGAACCUGCCCACUCGCUGCUCAUCAAGGGCAAAAUCCGCCUGCGCCGGGCCUCCUGGGUCACCCAAGGUGCCACUGAGGCUGACUACCACCUGCACAAGGUGGGCAUCGUCUUCCACAGCCGCCAUGCCCUGCUCGAUGUCAGCGGGCGUCUCAACCUGACCCAGGCUGGCCAGGACUGCGCCCAGCGUCUGCCCCCGGCCCGGGCCUGGCUGCCUGGGGCGCUGUAUGAGCUGCUGAGUGCCCAGGCCCAGGGGGACUGCAUGGCAGCACUGGGCUUCACCAUGCAUGAGCUAAGCCUGGUCCGUGUGCAGCGCCACCUGCAGCCCCAGCCCAGGGCUGCACCAUGGCUGGUGGAGGAGCUGUACCUGGGGGACAUCCACACCGACCAGGCAGAGAGGCGACACUACCGGCCCACCGGCUACCAGCGCCCAUUGCAGAGCGCCCUG